AUGUCUGGAGAAAGCAAGAAUAUGCCACCUAGUUGGCACACCACCGACGUCUCCUGGUACAGAAAGGACCUUCCAGAGAUCAACGAGUCGGCACGAAAGAUUUUGGAGCAGUAUAGUGGGAUCAGUCCUGAUGGCAUCACAUCGCAUCUCCAUGAAGUGCGAACACAAGCUUGGAACAUCUUUCCCUAUCCCUCAAUCGGGAACUGGCAUUUCCUCCACCUCGGCAUCCUGCAGCAACCUCGCUACCCCGAGAUCCUCGAACGCUUGCAGCAGGGUCAGAAACUCCUCGACGUGGGAUGCGGAUUCGCGCAAGAUCUCCGCCAGCUCGUGUUCGACGGCGCACCGGCGGAGAACGUCUACGGCAUCGAAAUCGAAAAGCCGUUCGUCGACUUGGGAUAUGACCUCUUCCUCGACAGGGCGAAGAUCCCAUCUGCGAAUUUCCUCGCGGCUGAUAUCUUCAAGUCGGAUUCAGCGGCCAAGAACCUGUUUGGCAGCAUCGACAUCAUCUACGCCUCGCAAUUCUUCCACCUCUGGGGCUGGAACAACCAAGUCGAAGCAGGGAAGGCCGUAACAAAGCUGUUGAAUCCAGCGCGCAGGUCUCUGAUAGUCGGCUAUCAAAUCGGCGCCAUUGUCCCCAAAGAACAUCAACAUUCGCCUACGAAGGAGGGGAAGAUGUAUUUGCACGAUCGGACCUCGUUGCAGAAGCUGUGGGGUGAGGUUGGAGAAGCUACGGGGACGAAAUGGAUGGUUGAGGCGUGGCUGGACGAGGCGGAGAUCUUCAGCAGUUAUGUGAAAUUAGAUAAGGAUGUGCGGAGGAUUUCGUUUGCUAUUGAACGGAUGGAAUAG
This is a messenger RNA of Letharia lupina, 846 nucleotides long. RefSeq lists its product as uncharacterized. The record is from RefSeq and is a predicted model, not a curated record. Gene Ontology annotation, molecular function: S-adenosylmethionine-dependent methyltransferase activity. Bases 1 to 846 code for a protein of 281 amino acids. NCBI's taxonomy places the organism in Eukaryota, Fungi, Ascomycota, Lecanoromycetes, Lecanorales, Parmeliaceae. The transcript is spliced from 2 exons.